Messenger RNA from Ficedula albicollis (Collared flycatcher), 1113 nucleotides. RefSeq lists its product as uncharacterized. The coding region runs from base 19 to 885 and encodes 288 amino acids. The transcript is spliced from 8 exons. Gene Ontology annotation, molecular function: oxidoreductase activity. NCBI's taxonomy places the organism in Eukaryota, Metazoa, Chordata, Aves, Passeriformes, Muscicapidae. The record is from RefSeq and is a predicted model, not a curated record.
CCCGGCUGCGGCCGGGUCAUGGCAGCGGCGGGCGCGCCCGGUCCGGGCGGUGUCCCCGCGGUGCCGGUGGCCAGCGGCCACAGCAUCCCGGUGCUGGGGCUCGGUACUUCCCACCAGGGUGGUUAUUCCCAUGCCGCAGUGGUCCAUGCCCUGCAGAAAUGUGGCAUUCGUCAUAUUGACACAGCAAAAAGAUAUGGCUGUGAAUCCCUCCUCCAAAGGGCCAUCAGAGAGAGUGGUGUGAAGAGAGAGGACCUUUGGAUAACUACCAAACUGUGGCACAGUGAUUAUGGCUAUGAAAGCACAAAAAAGGCCUGCUUGGAGUCAUGUGAAAGACUUGGUGUUGAAUAUCUUGAUCUGUAUUUAAUUCACUGGCCUGAUGCACAAGUUCCAGGUAAAAGUAAUCGAGAGGUCCGAGCUGAAACCUGGAGUGCGAUGGAAGAGCUCUAUGAGAAAGGUUUGUGUAAAUCAAUUGGCGUAAGCAAUUUUCUUAUCAGCCAUCUUGAGCAGCUGAAGGAGGACUGUGUGAUUACCCCACAUGUUAAUCAGGUUGAAUACCACCCUUUCCAAAGACCUCAGGAGCUGGUUGAUUAUUGUAGGAGCAGAGAUAUUGUUUUUGAAGGCUACUGUCCUUUAGCCAAAGGUGAAGCACUCAGUCAUCCUACUGUCAUUCAGCUGGCUAGGAAGUACAGCAGAACUCCAGCACAGAUUUGCAUACGCUGGAGCAUACAGAAUGGGAUUGUCACUAUUCCAAAGUCAACAAAGGCAGAACGGAUAGAGGAAAACUGCAAGGUGUUUGAUUUUACAAUAGCAGAAGAUGAUGUUGAAAUUCUGAAUGGAAUGCAUGAUGGGAGACAUGUUUCCUGGGAUCCAAGUUUUAUUGUGUGAAUCAAGGUUUUUGGUUCUAAUCUGAGGAAAGAAGAUAUGGAAAUUUUGAACAUAGUGAAUAUCAACAGAAAAUUAAUUCAUCUAACCUAUUCCCUGUGGAAAGAAUAAUUUAAAACCAGAUUGUUCCAAACUGGAAAAGUGAUGUAACUGAGACAUUAAUUAAUUUUAAACUGAACAAUAAAUCUGAAUUGUUCUCUUAGGUACUCAGUAUACUCAAGAAUCAAUAUA